Messenger RNA from Cannabis sativa, 2529 nucleotides. Its product is annotated as putative pentatricopeptide repeat-containing protein At3g49142. Gene Ontology annotation, molecular function: RNA binding; zinc ion binding; protein binding. NCBI's taxonomy places the organism in Eukaryota, Viridiplantae, Streptophyta, Magnoliopsida, Rosales, Cannabaceae. The transcript has 2 exons. Bases 396 to 2426 code for a protein of 676 amino acids. Gene Ontology annotation, biological process: RNA modification. The record is from RefSeq and is a predicted model, not a curated record.
GCUAAAUAAAUUUUGUUGAUAUAUAACCACUUUUAUCACCACACUUCCCAAACUACCAUUACUUAUUUUAUAACACAACUAUUUUUCUCAAACUCACGACCACCAUCGCCACCACCUCCUCCUCCACCGGCCACCAAGGCUCUGCCACAACCACUGCUGCCCCUUCUCCUCAACCACCAGCGUUGUCUGCCUCCACCAUUGCCACCUGAAGCUGUGAUUUUCUUGAUCCAACAACUCUCAAAGGAUUUACGUGUGGUGGCCUUCUUCCUCUUUUUUAUGUUUUUCUUUAUGUGGCAGUGAUGAAUGCACAACGGUGAUCGGCCUUGCUGGGCUAGGACAAAGUGGACGAGUGGCUGGUGUGAGCAGAUGUGGUUGACAAUGACACAGACCAAUUCAUGAAACUGGUUGUUCGUUUUUACCACUCUUUUAAAAAUGUCAAAGAGACGAGUGUUUGGGCUAUUGGAAGACCAGGGCUUGUGCAUGAUUGCCCAUUUCUGGCUGAUGAAUUAUUUGGAAGAGUUUUGGAUGAAUACCCAGAUAUCAAAACACUCAAGAAACUCCAUGCCAAGAUAUUUUUUGACCAGUAUCUUCAUCAGAACCCAUCACUAGGUAUUAAGCUUAUGAGGGCUUAUGCAGCCAAUGGGGAAAUAAGGAUUACCCGCCACAUAUUUGAUGGAAUUCCUGUGAAGAAUGUUGUCUUCUUUAAUGUCAUGAUUAGAAGCUAUGUAAACAAUUAUCGGUAUGAUGAUGGUCUUCUUGUUUUUAAAACAAUGUCCAGUUAUGGAUUCAUACCGGAUAAUUACACAUACCCUUGUGUCUUAAAGGCAUGUUCAGCAUCCCAAAAUUUGUGGGUUGGGUUGCAAAUUCAUGCUGCUGUUGUGAAUAUUGGACUUGAUUUAAAUUUGUUUGUUGGGAACGGCCUAGUUUCUAUGUAUGGGAAAUGUGAUAAGUUAUUGGAGGCACGACAAGUUCUUGAUGAGAUGCCGAGAAGAGAUGUUGUUUCUUGGAACUCAAUGGUUGCAGGGUAUGCUCAGAAUGCAAGGUUUGAUGAUGCAUUGGAAAUUUGUCGGGAAAUGGAAUUGCUGAGGCAAAGACCUGAUGUUGGAACAAUGGCUAGUCUAUUGCCAGCCAUAACUAACACAUCAUCCUACAAUGUCUUAUACAUUAAAAGGAUGUUUGAUAAUUUGGUUAAGAAAAGUUUGGUUUCGUGGAAUGUUAUGAUAACAGUUUUCGUAAGUAACUCAAUGCCUGGUGAAGCAGUUGAUCUAUUUCUACAUAUGGAGGAUUGUGAAAUAGAGCCUGAUGCAGUCACAAUUGCUAGUAUUCUUCCUGCUUGUGGGGAUCUUUCAGCUCUGUUGCUCGGUAGGCGUCUUCAUCGAUAUGUUGAUAUGAAGAAAUUUCGGCCAAAUUUACUAUUGGAGAAUGCUAUAUUAGACAUGUAUGCUAAGUGUGGCUGUUUAGAAGAAGCAAGUGAAGUAUUUAACAGUAUGAAGUUUCAGGAUGUUGUAUCAUGGACUUCACUGAUUUCAGCAUAUGGUAGGAAUGGACAAGGUAGUGAAGCUGUGGCACUCUUUGCUAAAAUGCAGGAUUUGGGUAUGAGUCCAGAUUCCGUUGCUUUUGUGUCUGUUCUGUCAGCUUGCAGCCAUGGUGGAUUGCUAGAUGAGGGAAAGUACUACUUUAAGUUGAUGACUGACAAGUAUCAAAUAGUUCCAAGGCUAGAACACUAUUCGUGCAUGGUCGAUUUAUUAGGACGAGCUGGGAGAGUUCACGACGCUUAUAAUUUUGUCAAAGAGAUGCCGAUAGAGCCUAACGAAAGAGUUUGGGGGGCUUUGCUGAGUGCUUGCAGAGUGUACUCCAACAUGGAAAUUGGACUUGUUGCUGCUGAUAAACUCUUUCAAAUGGCUCCACAGCAAGCGGGUUACUACGUUUUGUUAUCCAACAUUUACGCGAAAGCUGAAAGGUGGCAAGAAGUGACUAGAGUUAGAUCAAUUAUGAAAAGCAGAGGAAUCAAGAAAACUCCUGGGGUCAGUAAUGUUGAGCUCAAUCAUAAAAUUUAUACUUUUCUAGCUGGUGAUAGAUCACAUCCAAAGUCCAAGGAGUUAUAUGAAGAGUUAGAUGUAUUGGUGGGGAAAAUGAAAGAGUUGGGUUAUGUUCCCGAAACCGAUUCUGCUCUUCAUGAUGUAGAGGAGGAAGAUAAGGAGUGUCAUCUAGCAGUUCAUAGUGAAAAGUUAGCUAUUGUGUUUGCAAUUCUGAAUUCAGAACCUGGAACAACGAUCAGAAUUACGAAGAAUCUUCGUGUUUGUGGGGAUUGUCAUACUGCAGCGAAACUGAUAUCGAAAAUAUCUGAACGUGAAAUUGUUGUUAGAGAUACUCAUCGUUUCCACCAUUUCACAAAUGGUAUUUGUUCUUGUGGAGAUUACUGGUAAACUUCAUCAUAUAGAGUAGUAUAUUCUGUUGGAUUACAUUACUUGAUUGAAAACUUGAACUUGUUUUACUAAACACUAAUCAGUUGUAUAUUUGAACUUUUUA